Clupea harengus (Atlantic herring) is the source of this 2931-nucleotide messenger RNA. It is a transcript of the gene fam117bb, whose product is annotated as family with sequence similarity 117 member Bb. The record is from RefSeq and is a predicted model, not a curated record. Lineage: Eukaryota; Metazoa; Chordata; Actinopteri; Clupeiformes; Clupeidae.
CUGCUUUUUAGGUUAAACUGACUAAACUUCACUAGAACUUUUAUCCGAAAGGAAUUCCACACAUGAUAAGAAAAAAAACUCAGCGUGUCAUUUUAAGAAAGUAAAGGGAUCCACUUUCUGGCCAAUGAGAAGUUGUCAUGAGGCUAGGAUUAGCCAAUGAGCGGUUCGGAGGCUGAGUUUGGCAGGAGUUGACGGUGCGUGGCUGAAAAUUUCGGUCAGUUUACUUUACCGAGUGAAGUAUGCGGCCGUGUGGGGGAUGAGACGUAGUGAAGGCACCGCAUACCAGAUGGUGGUCUAGAGUGAGACAGACCUGGGUUCACUAACCCCGACGAAGGAGAGAAACACACAUUUGAAAGGACGGGACACGAGAUUAUAUCUCUUGUUAACGUUGCUUCAGUUCGCGUGUCAGUGGUAAAGUUCUGGAAUAAAGAUGUCUCAAAGAGUUCGAAGAAACGGGUCGCCCACGUCCAGCUGUCCUCCAGUGUCUGCCAACGCCGCCGGUGGAGUUCCUACCGGAGGUUCGGUCGGUGGUGCCGGAGGCUCGGGAAUGAGUGUGUUUAAUCGCCUCCUGCCAAUGAAGGCGACCGUUCCGUUCCAGCUGAAGCCGCAGGGACAGCCCCCCCUCCAGUCGAGGUCUUCUCAUGGUGCCAGUAGCGCAGGCGGUAGCCCUACACACGGCAGCGGUAGCAGUAAGUGCCACGGCGGCUCGUCCACCUCACUCAGCCCCAGUCCGACGCGCGGCGCCACGGUUCCGACAGCACCCCAGACCCCGCCUGUCAGCUCGCUGCACACGGCUGGCGUGGGCGCGCACAUCGUGGCACAAUCUUCAUCUUCCUCAUCCUCGUCAUCCUCCUCUUCCUCUUGUAGAAGUAGUCCCAUCAUUAUAGCAACAGGUCCCACGUUCGGCGCUUCGUUCAGGCCGCAGGCGCAGUCCCCCGUCCCCCCAUCCCAGCCACAGUCAGUGGUGUGCCCCCACAUGAAUGCACACAACUACGGCUCCGGUAGUGUGGGUGCUUUCCUGGGUGGCCUGCCCAUGGCAUCCUCUUGUUACUCCCCCUCACAACAGCUGAGCUGGAUCUCAGAUGUUCCACCGGGCCUUCUUCCCACUGCGACCCCGCAGCAGCAGCAGCAGUCUCCCUUGUCGGCGUCACCGUCUGGGUCCUCCCGGGGCCGGCUCGUGGCCCCGUUACAGAGCUGGUCACCGGAUCAUGAGCAGCAGUCCCCCGAAAGAAUCAGUCCCAGCUCGCCCGGUGGAAAAGGGCGUGGUGCUAUGUUAAGUAUGCGUCGGACCUCCUCUCUGGAGGCGUUAGCUGGACCCUACCUUUCUGGCCAGUGGCCCAGAGACUCCGCCCACACACAAAGCCACACCCACAUUGGCCCCUGCGUGAAGGAUCAGGCCACACAGACCCCCAGUGCGUGGGCGGAGGAGGCCCAGGACAAGAGGAACGCUUCACACAAGCGCUCUGCAUCAUGGGGCAGCACUGACCAGCUCAAAGAGAUUGCCAAGUUGAGGCAGCAGCUGCAGCGCUCUAAACACAGUCGUCAUCACCGCGAAAAGGAGCGCAAGUCCCCCUUCAAUGGCAACCACACAGUCAUCCAAUCACAGGCCCCGUUACCUAAGAGUGCUCUGAUCCCAGUCCCUGCCCCGCGUCCCUCCCCUCGUCUGCAGAACAGUCUGGAAGGUCUGAACCAGGAGAUUGAGCGCCUCAUCAUCAGAGACGUGGCUGACCGUGAUCACACACACUCACUCACUGAGGUUCCAGAUGGGCGUCGGGCCCCCCCUCCCCUCUGCCAACACAGUGUCGACACCCAGACGCCCUGUAACCAUAGCAACAGCAGCAGCCGCUUUCAGUCCGUCUCACCCACCUUCACAUCCGUCGCCAACGACAACAGCCCCGGUCUUCACGACAACUUGCUGAGUGACGGCCGAGAGAAAGAUGUGUGUCCUGGUUCUCCCCUCCCCAAGUACGCCUCCUCCCCCAAGCCCAACAACAGCUACAUGUUCAUGCGGGAGCCUCCCGAGGGCUGUGAGAGAGUCAAGGUCUUCGAGGAGACACAUGUGAAGCCCCAGCAGCAGCUCCCUCAGGUCUUGUGCCCCGACAGGAACAAGGUGAACUUUGUGCCCAACAGCGGCUCGGCCUUCUGCCUGCUGCGCCGGCCCCGUCUGCCCACUGCUCAGGAGCCCAGCCUCAAGGGCCCCGCGGGGGUCGGAGGGGUCACUCCAGGGGCCCGCAGCCUCUCCCCGACCCCCACCGCCUGCCCCUCUUCAUCCCCGUCACCCUCCUCCUCUUCCUCGUCCGCACGUGGCGGCUGUGCCGCCAGUCUGCCCCUCGUCCGCCACGCCGAGGAGAACGAGAGUUAGGACGUGGUGGCGGCCGCAUCGCUCGCGUUACCGUGGUGACCCCUGGCUCAGCAACACGCUUGCAUCCUCCACCCACACGACCAAGUUCUCAGCAGACAUCUGAUUCAUAUCCAUAGAGGAAAAACAUAAUGACAAAAAAAAAGAAAAGAAGAAUAUUUCAGUUAAUAUAGGUAGACGUUACCGCCUAGCUGACUGGCCAGAGCUGGGCCGAAGCUGGGCCGCACCUCCCCCACUGACAGCUGCUGUCUGUUCAUUAUUGCAUCAGUGAUGAGGUGCAGCAGUUUCAUGUAGACAUUGUUAGCUGGUGUUCUCCAGUUGGAGUGUGUUGGGGUCGUUUCUGUGUCCUUGCGCCUGGGCAGGAUUGUGUGCCUCUGUAGACACACCACCACCCCAUGCCCCUUAUGAUGAGCUGCCAUCUAACACACACACACACACACACACACACACACACACACACUACAGCCAAAAGCUAGCUAGCUGUAGCCACUAGUUGUACAGUGUUCCCCACCUCUUCUCUAGGGUGAAAGAUCCAGAGGGCAUCAUGUCUGUCUCUCAUGUCCCACAGCAUC